Messenger RNA from Gadus macrocephalus (Pacific cod), 1844 nucleotides. Its product is annotated as N-acetylmuramoyl-L-alanine amidase-like. The transcript has 4 exons. Gene Ontology annotation, biological process: detection of bacterium; defense response to Gram-positive bacterium; peptidoglycan catabolic process. The coding region runs from base 240 to 1736 and encodes 498 amino acids. The record is from RefSeq and is a predicted model, not a curated record. Gene Ontology annotation, molecular function: peptidoglycan binding; zinc ion binding; peptidoglycan immune receptor activity. Lineage: Eukaryota; Metazoa; Chordata; Actinopteri; Gadiformes; Gadidae.
ACCAACUAUUUGUGUGGAGAGUUGAACGUUUCAGAAAACACGUCCAGGACGAACUCAAAUCACCGGGGAUGUCUAAUCAUUAAGAGAUUAUUGUAGCUAGGCCUACAUUUAUUUUAAAAAAAGAUCCCACCAAACUGUAAUGGUGAGUGUUUUUUCGGAACAUCAAUUUUUUUAAACAUCAAUGUUUUGGGAACCUAAGAGAUUCUUGACAGGUACGGGUAAAUCGAGUAGGCUACAGCAUGGCCUCGUUUGGGACAUUCUGGCUGCUUCUGGCGGUGUCAUUUCAAGGCGCCCAUAGCCAUCCUGCAGCUCCAGUGUCAACUCCCCACCUGCGCAGCAUGGAGAGCUUCAUCAGCGCCGUGGAGCAGGUGGAACAGUCCAACCCCACCCUGACCCCGCUGGCCCUGGUCAGAGCCUUACGGAGGAUCGCAGGCCACGACGACCCGCUCACCGUGCACUACCUCGGCGCCUCCAACCGCCUCCCCGUCCUCUCGGCCACCCUGGACCAGGCCAUCCUGAACGCCUCCUCCUUCAGCUUCUUCGACAAGGCCGUGCACCACAUUGUGACGGACCAGGGGGAGGAGCGGGGGGUGGUGCUGGCCCCGGACGGCACCACGGUGGCCCUGGCUCCCCUGCUGCUGGGCAUCGAGGCGGGGCUGAGGGCCCGGGAGGCGGAGACAGAGCAGGAGGGCGGAGCGUCCAGCGUGGCGGCCUUUGGGGUCUUCCCCCUCACCCUGGGAAGGUCUCUGGGCCUGUCCUUCCUCAGCCUGCAGGACUUCUCGGCCGACCUGCGUCUCGGGCCCGGCGGCUGCUGGGACAGCGUGGAGCAGCCCAGGGUGUUCCGGCUGUCCCGGACGCCCACCCUGGCCACCGACGCCCUGAUCAACGGGGGUAUGGACGGGGCCAUCCUGGGCACCGCCCUCGGCAACCUGUCGCGGGCCGCCCCGCCGCCGCCGCCGCCGACCAGGCUCAGCGCCACGCUGAGGGGGUACUACGGCUACGUGCUGAGCGAGGGCCGCGGCCUGGAGGAGCUGAGGGGCCAUGCCAGCGCCAAGCGGCGGCAGAGCUCCAGGAGCCUGCUGGAGCCGCUGGACCCCGAGAGGCAGGUGAUGGAGACGCUGGUGAUGGUGUGGAAGCUGGAGAAGACGGAGUGGAUCGCCCUGGACGACGGCGUUGAGGUGUCGGUGAAGGAGGGGCUGAAGGCCUUCACUCACAUGUACUGGGACUGCCCUCCCAUUAUCUCUCGGUGCCAGUGGGGAGCGGAGGCCAUCCGAGGCACUCACUCGCCUCUGUCCCCCCCGCUGCCCUACCUCUACAUCCAUCACACCUACCAGCCCUCGACGCCCUGCCUGUCCUUCCCAGCCUGCUCCAGAGACAUGAGGGCCAUGCAGCGCUUCCAUCAGGACGAGCGGGGCUGGAAAGACAUCGGAUACAGCUUUGUGGUGGGCUCUGAUGGCUAUGUUUACGAGGGCAGAGGAUGGCAUAACGUCGGGGCGCACACUAGGGAUCGCAAUUCCCUCGGCUACGGCGUGGCGAUAAUCGGCAACUACAUAUCCACUCUGCCUUCGCGCUACUCCAUGGACCUGCUGCGCCACCGUCUGGUACAGUGUGCGGUCGACGGGGGGAGACUGGCUGUAAACUAUACCCUACUGGGACACCGUCAAGUGGUGAAUACCUCCUGCCCCGGCGACGCCUUCUAUUCGGAAAUCAGUACCUGGGAUCGCUUCGGGAAAUGAUAGGAUCCAAAAGCAAAACCAUUCACAAACAUAAUGUCCCUUAUGUUACCUUACCAUUGAAAACCAUAUGGUAAUUUAUAUGAUUGAUUAAAUGUCAUCUCUGAAGUC